Messenger RNA from Orbilia oligospora ATCC 24927, 1491 nucleotides. RefSeq lists its product as uncharacterized. Lineage: Eukaryota; Fungi; Ascomycota; Orbiliomycetes; Orbiliales; Orbiliaceae. Bases 1 to 1491 code for a protein of 496 amino acids. The record is from RefSeq and is a predicted model, not a curated record. The transcript has 5 exons.
AUGGCUUCUGGCCAUGGAAAUGCUCAUCGGGAUAAUAGCUGCUUGCUCCACCAUAUAACAGACUCAAUCCGGCUCAGGAAUGCCCAGAACAAGCUGCAUCUCAAUUUCAAUGCCACUGUUUCGAUCAACAUCCCGCACCCGGCCUGGCUACCGCCGUCAACAUCAACUUCAACAUCACCAUCACCAUCAUCACCAUCAUCAUCGGACAAGAAUAAGACGCUCUGGCGGGCACUUGCCGUAGGAGGCUCCCAAAAAGUUCUCUUGAAUAUACGGCUCCUGUGGAAGCAGGAUAUAUUCCCAGAGGAAUGGAGCCAUGUUUCCGAAUCACUGGGCCGGGUUCUCUGCAAGUCACAGCUUUGGCACCUCUUCGGGCUCUCCGCAUCUCUUGAGAUCCCCUCCCACGACAUCAUAUAUAUCACCCUCUCCUCUCCCCAUUACACCUCCCUCCCACCAACCCUCCACCUCCCCACAUCAUCCAUCCGCUCCAUCCACUGGCUCUUUGACUUCACCCCAUACGCCACUCGUCCGAAAUCUGCUGGACUCCGGUUUGAUCACAUCCAGCCUCUCUUCGACGAGUGUGUUAAUUUGUUCUUCAACAAUAAGGCGGGAUCGCUUAGCCUGACCGGUGGGCUAUUCGUGCCGGGGUCCUCUCAGCAUAUACGGAGCUCGAUGGCGUCUGUCGAAGCUAUCACCUCCACCCUGGCGAGAUACGCAUCACAGUGUGACGACUACACACUGUUCAGGAGCAGAAUCAAGCAAAUCAAAAACAAGAUUGAAUAUGCCGGCCCAAUCGCCGAACAAGCAAUCGACCUACAGAAGGCACUAAGCAGCCAAAUCUAUCACCAAAUCCUCAAGGCACUCCAAGGAACCCGUCUUAAAAAAAGGACACACUAUAGGAGCAGCAGCCUCGCCGAAAAUGAGCUGCUAGCCCAGCCCCUGGAAAAGUUUCAGGACCUCUUCGAUGGGACCCGUAAUAUGCUUUCACAAGAUGAUAAUGAUGACGAUGAUGACGGAAUGAUGGAAGACAAUAACGAAGACGAACGAAGCGACUUUGAGGAUUUAUUCGAAGAAGGAGGGGAUAAUUACUCCGAUUUUGAAGAUCUAUUGGACGAAACAAGAGAGAUCCGCCAGGACAUUGGCGAUGAUAUGACACCAGACUCACCUACUCCGGUUGUCAAUUCCAAUUCCGCCUCCCAACAAGACCAAACGUCUUGCGCUCAGAAUGACUAUAAUAUGGCAUCUGAAUGCUCGGAUUUCGGUUUUACAUUGCUCGAAGACAGUUACACUACCACGAUUCCAUCGCAACAAUAUUGUACCCCUCCGCUUGCUAAUAAUGAUGAAGAAUACGACCACUUUACCGACAUCGAAACACCCCUUAUGCCCAUCCUACCCGCCAGCCCGACUGAAAACAUCACCCAAACCAUUACCGCGAGACCUUGUGCCUCGCAACCAUUCUGGGAAAAUGAAGAAAGCCUAAUGAUGCUGUUCUAG